AUGAAAUCUAUCAUUGCGCGUCAAAUUUUUGACAGUCGUGGCAAUCCCACUGUUGAGGUCGAUUUGACAACUAAUAAGGGCUUCUUCCGUGCAGCUGUACCCAGUGGUGCCUCAACAGGCAUUCAUGAGGCGCUGGAAUUGCGAGAUGGCGAUAAGUUUGCCUACCGUGGUCUGGGUGUUUCCAAGGCUGUGGAUAACAUCAAUCGCAUAAUCGGUCCAGCUCUCUGUCAACGCAAUUUCGCUAUGGCAAAUCAGGAGGAAAUUGACAUGUUUAUGGUAAAAGAACUUGAUGGUACAGAGAAUAAGAGUAAGCUAGGAGCCAAUGCAAUCCUCGGCGUCUCUUUGGCUGUUGCCAAGGCUGGAGCUGCUGAGAAGAAUGUGCCACUCUAUAGACACUUUGCAGACCUUGCUGGAAAUCGUGAUAUCAUCCUUCCUGUGCCCUCAUUCAACGUACUCAAUGGAGGCAGUCAUGCUGGAAACAAGCUGGCAGUUCAGGAGUUCAUGAUUAUGCCAACAGGAGCAACUUCAUUUAAAGAAGCCAUGAAAAUGGGUAGUGAAACCUACCAUGCCCUAAGGGCAGUUAUCAAGAAUAAGUAUGGACUGGACGCCUGUAAUGUAGGCGAUGAAGGCGGGUUUGCGCCUAGUAUUCAGGACAAUUUUGAAGCAUUGGAACUUUUAAGGGAGGCUAUUGAGUCGGCAGGAUAUACAGGGAGGAUAAAGAUUUGUAUGGACGUAGCGGCAUCUGAGUUUUACAAAGAUGGCUUGUACGAUCUAGACUUCAAGAACCCUGAAUCUAAGAGGGAGGACUGGAUCCAUUCUGAGAAAAUGAUUGACAUGUUGAAUUCAAUGGUUGACAAGUAUCCCAUUGUCAGUAUUGAAGAUCCCUUUGAUCAGGACGAUUGGAAUGCAUGGAUCAACUACACAAGUGAAGCGGGUAUUCAGGUGGUCGGAGACGACCUUACUGUCACCAAUCCAGUUCGAGUGCAAAAGGCCAUAGACACAAAAGCCUGCAAUGGACUUCUACUAAAGGUGAACCAAAUCGGCACCGUGACUGAAGCCAUCAAAGCCUGCAACAUGGCCAGACAAGCAGGAUGGGGAGUUAUGGUGUCGCACAGAUCAGGUGAGACAGAAGAUUGCACGAUAGCGGACCUUGUUGUGGGCCUUAGAACGGGCCAAAUAAAGACAGGGGCACCAUGCCGUUCCGAACGCUUAGCAAAGUACAAUCAACUGCUGAGAAUUGAAGAAGAACUCGGCUUGGCAGCCAAAUUUGCUGGAGAAAAUUUCCGCCAUCCUUAG
Molecule: messenger RNA, 1296 nt
Organism: Hydatigera taeniaeformis
Lineage: Eukaryota; Metazoa; Platyhelminthes; Cestoda; Cyclophyllidea; Taeniidae
Source: the annotation of a GenBank genome assembly